AUGUCCCAGAGACGCACCGCGAGUGCGUCAAAUGUCCAGGCCGCAUACUCUGGGUAUCGAGGGGACGGUUCAGUGGACUAUGACGAUGUCGAUACCCGCUGCUAUGCAUCGUCAAUGAGUGGAGGUACUUACACCCACGGUUUAGCUCUUCCAAGGAACGUUGCUGUGGCAGAGGCCGGAAACUCCAGGGAAGAAAGCUCGUACGACCUCAGCGAGCACGACCUGGAGGGACCCAGUCCGCACGGAACGUACUACACCACCAGAGAUCCCCGAACAGGAUCGUCAUAUCCUCGAGCAGUUCCCUACAGCAGUGGCGGAUCCUUUCCCCGCGUCAACAGACGCGUCAGAGAAAACCAUUCUUCAAGAAACGAGUCCCCUAGGAGUAAUCCCUUCUUAGAUCAUGGGUCUCCACGGGGUUCGUACUCUGGAAACUUCAGCCAGCCAGGCCGUUAUGCUACGAGCUAUCAGAACCGCAGGGCAUAUUCUGCCUCUCACGGAGGUCGCAACCUUCGACAGACGUAUCCCUCGGAUCACUACGACGAAGCCGGGAACUACCUUGGACCUCCUGACCUCAACGCCCAUUCCGAGAAUCUUGUCUCAUUCCCACGACUGCCCGAGUCAAAUGGUUCCUCGCCAGAGCUUCAUCACGAAACUCUAGAAUUCCAGCGUCAAAAAUCCACGCCUGACACUUCAAAACGAUCCCUCUCAGAGCAACUCGUCGACGGUGUGCGGAACCUAUUAACAUCAGACUCAAAUGAGCCAGAGAUUCUUCCUCAGCCGGCCCGCACGGGAGUCUAUCUAUUUUGCCGACACUACCUGAUCGAAGAGUGUGCUUGUAUCAUUCCCCUUGAAGAUGGUGGACUUGGCGAUUACUGCCAGUUAUGCUGGGAGGGACGCUGCAAUGGACCUAGACCUCCGGGUUCGGUGUCUAGAAGGUCAUUAUGGUAA
Messenger RNA from Fusarium sp. VM40, 948 nucleotides. Lineage: Eukaryota; Fungi; Ascomycota; Sordariomycetes; Hypocreales; Nectriaceae. The record is from the annotation of a GenBank genome assembly.